Hipposideros armiger (great roundleaf bat) is the source of this 2853-nucleotide messenger RNA. It is a transcript of the gene EGLN1, whose product is annotated as egl-9 family hypoxia inducible factor 1. Gene Ontology annotation, cellular component: cytoplasm; nucleus. Gene Ontology annotation, biological process: peptidyl-proline hydroxylation to 4-hydroxy-L-proline; cellular response to hypoxia. The transcript is spliced from 5 exons. Bases 21 to 434 code for a protein of 137 amino acids. The record is from RefSeq and is a predicted model, not a curated record. Gene Ontology annotation, molecular function: L-ascorbic acid binding; ferrous iron binding; peptidyl-proline 4-dioxygenase activity. NCBI's taxonomy places the organism in Eukaryota, Metazoa, Chordata, Mammalia, Chiroptera, Hipposideridae.
AGUCCGUUCAGACAGAUACCAUGCUGACCUUUUUUGUAGUGAUGGCCAUGGUUGCUUGUUAUCCAGGCAAUGGAACGGGCUACGUACGUCAUGUUGAUAAUCCAAAUGGAGAUGGAAGAUGUGUGACAUGUAUAUAUUAUCUUAAUAAAGACUGGGAUGCCAAGGUAAGUGGAGGUAUACUUCGAAUUUUUCCAGAAGGCAAAGCCCAGUUUGCUGACAUUGAACCCAAAUUUGAUAGACUGCUGUUUUUCUGGUCUGACCGUCGCAACCCUCAUGAAGUACAACCAGCAUAUGCUACAAGGUACGCAAUAACUGUUUGGUAUUUUGAUGCAGAUGAGAGAGCACGAGCUAAAGUAAAAUACCUAACAGGUGAAAAAGGUGUGAGGGUUGAACUAAAUAAACCUUCUGAUUCAAUCAGUAAAGACGUCUUAUAGAGACUUUGAUCCAGCAAUACCCCUACAAUUCACCUACAAUAAUUGUUGAUGCUGUUUGUUAACUUGUGACUACAAAUAAAUGGGAUAAAGAAAAAUAGACAAACAGUGGCAUUUUAAUAAGGAAACAGAAACACCUUUUUGUGUUGCACCAGAAAGAAGAUUUUGACUGUAUGGCUUUGUGCUGCAUGGCUGACUCCAGACCCCUGAUUGCUUAUGGGAAGAAUAUAAGCUAUCAACUGAAAAAUGGUAUUUACAUCUGGACAUGAAGAAAGUGCCCUAGGUAGAAUGUUUUUCACUCUUAUAUUUUGCCAGAUCUGUCAUCUAGCCGAGUUCAUUUCAUCUCUCCCUUUUUUAUACAGUCAAGUUUGAAUUUGAAGUAAUUUUUGUAUGAUCAGGUACAAUUUAUCAAAACUGAAUUAAGAAAAAUUACAGUAUUAUUCCCCCAAAUAGCACCAAUCUAUUUUUGUAAACCUCUUCGUACUAUUAAAUCUUGCCCUAAAAGACCUCUUCUAACGAUUGUUGCCAGUGACUGAUGAUUAAUUUUCUUUUUACUUAAAAUAAGGAGCACUUUAAUUACCAACUGAAAAAUCAGACUGUUUUGUAGUCGUGUCUUACACAAAUUUGAACUCUUGUUAAAGAUUGCUGCUGUUGCUUUUUUUGACAUUGUUAGUAAUGAAACAUAACAGUAAAACCAUCACCAUUUACUACCAAUAACUUUUAAUACAUGUUUUAUAAGAAAAAAAUACAGAGUAAGAAGGUUUUUAUCUUUUAAGUUAAAUUUUUUAAAAACCACAGUGACUGGCACUAAAUGAACUUGAGGUUCUCCCCAGCGUCAAGUUCCCGCGAUAAAGGGCUUUCUCGAGCGUUCAGGUGCACGCUAUAGAUGUAGAAGACAAUGUCCCAUCCCUAAGACUUUUCCUUUUGCUUCCUGUCAAGUUCAUGGCACUUCCAAUUUUGCUGUAAUGUUUUCCUCCUCGUGGGACCCAUGUGACCUGCAGGCCAGAACCUUGUUUCUAUUGGAUAGCCUGGAGGGCACCUGCGUGUCCAGACGGACCUGUGUGUCCAAACGUACUGUUAGUGACCCCCAGACCGCGGCGGAGGCGUUGCCCACGCGAUGCGGGCCUCUGUCAUACUGAAAGGUGUAUGUUUGGCUUACAAAACAGACAAAGCAAAAAAUAAGAUAAUUUUAUUUUUAUGUUUUAUGAGUUGUUUUUUUUUACUUCUGAGAAAAAGAGGGAAUAUUACAAAAUCACACCAGGCCUCCCAGACUUCCGUUAUCUUAUGUAUGAAUUGGGACGGGUGUCGUAAGCUCCAGUCCCCUGGCAAAGUGAAAGGGCGGGUUGGUGUCCUGCGUGCACUGUGGGUGUAAGACCUUGCUCGCUGCACUUUCUAUCUCUGUCCUUGGUCUUUGCCAAAAUAAUGUGAGUGUACAGAAAUACUUCUGUAUAUUUCACCUUAACGACACUUUCAGCAUUUGUAUAGUUUGUAUUCAAUUAGAGACCUUUUCUAUGGAAAGCUCAGUAAUUUUUAUUAAAAGAUUGCUAUUGUUCAUGUAAAACAUGAAAAAAAUUGUUUCGUGAAACUGACAGAGUGACUUAGGGUGGGAUGAAAUAGCAUUGUCAUCUCACUUAGGAGAACUUGCAGGAGAAAAAUUAGUUGAUUGUUUUCCUCGCCCGUGUUCGGUUCUGUCCCGCCUCCUGUCCUCGUCCCAGAGAACACAGCAGAACACCUCUACAAUAAGUGCCUCUGCUGGCCUGACUAGGAGUGCGAGCUGCCCUUGCCCUCUGUCUGCAGUGCGCAGUGCUGCGCUCGCCACACUCAGAAGCGCUGUCACUUUCAAGUCUAGUAGAAAUUGUAUCGUGUUGAUAGGAGAUUUGUCUGAUGGUCAGGUCAGGGUGUACAGCCACAGCCUUGUAAUCUGGGAGCCCCGUGUCACUCAGGUGUGCGUCUCUGCAGCUGUGUGAAGUGUCAGACUGCUCUCUGGGGGUUGUGCAGCCCCACAGGUCUCAUGUUCUGUAUUUUUUGGAAAAGUUUAUAUAAUCCCUUGGAGAUCAUUGUGAAAGGAUCAAGAAAUGAGGAUAGCCAUUUCUUUAAUAUCCGUUUAAAAUCUGUUAAUUUCAUGUUAGUGGGACCGUUAACUUGUCACCAAGCAGGACUCUAUUUAAAACAAAAUUUAAAAUUAUUUGUGGCCGAUAUGUGUUUAAUCCUAAAGGUAAAGCUUCUAAUGCUGUUUUUAUUCAACACAUUAACCAGCUGUAAAACACAGACCUCUAUCAACAGCAGGCAAAGAAUUUCAGGAUUCAUAAACAGACAUAAGGUCAUGUCAUUUGAAAAGCAGUGUUUCAUUAUGAAAGAGCUCUCAAGUUGCUUGUAAAGCUAAUCUAAUUAAAACGAUGUAUAAAUGUUCUUGAAAAAAUGA